Molecule: messenger RNA, 1638 nt
Organism: Penicillium subrubescens
Lineage: Eukaryota; Fungi; Ascomycota; Eurotiomycetes; Eurotiales; Aspergillaceae
Product: cytochrome P450
Exons: 3
Coding region: 1-1638 (545 amino acids)
Molecular function (GO): monooxygenase activity; iron ion binding; heme binding
Source: RefSeq, a predicted model, not a curated record
AUGGGUAUCAUCAACGAUAAUCUCAAUGUCCUCUACCUGGGCGUGGCUGCUGCCCUGUACUUACGCCCAGAAUAUGCUCUCUUCGAGUCAAGAGCUGGAACGAUGGUUCUAUCAUUUCUGGCCAUCACCAGUUGGAAAAUACUCUACCAGCUAGCAUUAUAUCCUGCAUUCUUCACACCGAUCAAACACAUCCAGACGCCAAAGGGCCGAACCUGGUUGACUGGUAAUUCCGAGACCAUCUUUCUCGAGACUCCUUACAAGCGCAUGCUACAGUGGGCGGCGAAUCUGCCCAAUGAAGGUCUCAUUCGAUACUAUAUUGUCGGAAAUUUGGAACGAGUCGUUCUCACCAGUCCCAAAGCACUCAGUGAACUGUUGGUCACCAAAGUCUAUGACUUUGAGAAGCCUCAGACGUUGCGACAGAGCUUGCGCCGUAUAGUUGGAGAUGGUAUUCUGCUUGCCGAGGGAGACGAGCAUAAGCUUCAACGCAAGAACUUGAUGCCUGCAUUUGCGUACCGCCACAUCAAGGACCUUUACCCAAUCUUCUGGUCCAAGAGUGUUGAAAUGGCCAAGCUGAUCCAGCAGGAUCUGGAACAGCGAAAAGCCUCCGGAGACAAAGAUAACACCAUCGUAGUCCGCAACUGGGCAAGUCGGGCUACAUUGGAUAUUAUCGGAGUAGCAGGCAUGGAUCACGACUUUGACUCCCUGCGCGACCCUCUCAACAAACUUAACCGGUCAUAUCAACAGAUUUUUCAAUCUCCCGGCCUUGGUACAAAGAUUCUGUUCAUCAUUGGAAUGAUGAUGGGAAACGUUACUCUCCUCCAAAAGAUGCCGACGCAACGCAAUAAACGUAUUGACGAAGGUGGCGAAGUCAUCCGCGAUGUUGCCCGACAGAUGAUCCGGCAGAAGAAAGAGAAGAUGAAAAAUUCCAACUCGCAGACUGGUGUCGAUAUUAUCUCCGUCGCAAUGCACAGCGGUGUCAUGGACGAAGAAAACCUGGUCGAUCAAUUGAUGACCUUCCUAGGUGCCGGCCACGAAACCACUGCCACGGCGAUGCAAUGGGCCGUCUACGCGCUCUGCAAGAACCCCGAUGUCCAGAUCAAGCUGCGCGAAGAAAUCCGCGCGAAUCUCCCUUCUAUUUCCUCCGAAGACUCUGGCGCAAUCGACGCCACAACUAUUGACAACCUCCCCUACCUCCACGCCGUCUGCAACGAAAUCCUCCGCUUCCACCCAUCCGUCCCAGGCACGAUUCGCACAGCAGUCAAGGAUACAUCUCUUGUCGGUAAACCAAUUCCCAAGGGCACGACUCUUAUCAUUGCCCCAGAGGUCUUGAAUCAUCUAGAGGAGCUAUGGGGACCGGACGCGGACAAAUUCAACCCGGAGAGAUUCAUGGGCCCGGGCAAGGCUAACACGGGCGGCGCCACUAGCAACUAUGCAUUCUUGACAUUCCUUCACGGUCCACGCAGUUGUAUUGGUCAAGGCUUUGCCAAGGCUGAACUUGCCUGUCUGCUCGCUGCGACUGUUGGUCGUUUCAAUAUGGAGUUGAAGUAUCCUGAUCGUGAGUUGGAGCUUCGUGAGGGGGCCACUGUUUCGCCGAAGGAUGGUGUUGUGGCUGUGUUUACUCCGUUGGAGGGAUGGUAA